GGACUUCAUGGGAGGUACCUUGCAGGAAUUAACGAGAGAAAAUGCUUAGAACAUGUACAAGAACGUUAUUCUACUCUGAAACGUGAAAUGGACGAUAUUAUCAAUGAAUGUGAGGGUUUGUUUAGAAGACCAGACUCCCGGCAUCGUGAACUUGGAAUGGACCGCGGACUAGUAGUCUGGGAUCCGAAACACGAUGACAAUAAGUUAGUGCACAGCGUUGCUACUCAUUUUACCAAACAUUCUGAGGCAUUAUCAGUUUCCUCACAGAAGAAAUCACUAAAGAAGGCACUGGUGUCCAAAAUGAAACAAGACUUAGCAAGAGCUACGGCAAAGGAGGAUGCAGAAGCAGCAAAAGUGGCUCAUGGAUAUAAGCAAAGGAUGGAACUUAGACGCCUUGAAGAGGAAGCAACAUUGGCUGAGCUUGAAUGGAAAAUUGAAAUGGAUAACUUGACGGAGAGUAAACUCUCCCCGGUUGUAUCUAGCGCCUUGAACACGUCUACGUUUAUUGUUAACAAGCAAUCACACUCCACCUCCGUCCCGUCUGAGUAUGUUACUAGAGAUGGGUUUAACAGUCAACUGAGUGCCGUGUAUGUGAUUUCCAAUUGAGAACCUCAAUCCACGGAGCCAAAUUAUCCAGCAAUUUCAAGACCGUCAGACACGAUGUUGCCCCACAAUGAAUCGUCUGUGAAGGGAUUAAACACCACCACUCCCUCUGUGGGGAUUAACUCGACCCAGUCCCCUGAACGUGUUAACUUCGGGAGGUCGCACACCGUCUCCAGCAUAGACCAGGCUCCUCGUGAUCAUGUUGUAUGUUGUGGAAGGCACAAUUGCUUAGCGGAAUGAAGGCGACACAGUUCAGUGGUAAUCCAGCCGAGUUCCCCCUUUUUCGUGAACAAGUUCGUACGCACCUCGAAAGGGACCUGCUUACUGAUGCCCAGCAAGUGGAGUAUCUGCCUAAAUUCGUAGCGGGAGAAGCGUUAAAGGUUGUGAAGCGUAACAGAGGUUGUACGUUUAACGAGAUUAUGAAAACGUUGGAAGAACGUUUUGGCCAAGCGGUGAGAGUGACGCAAGCAUGUGUGGAAGAACUCUCAUCUGGCCCCAAGUUGGCCUACGGCGACAACAUUGGUCUUCUCAGUUUCUCUGAGAACUUAAAUGCAGCCACAAGGAUCCUCAAGGGAGUCGUUGAACGCGAGGUGAGCGUAGCGAUGAGCCUCAGGCGUAUAGUAAACCGUUUACCUAACGACUUAAUCUUGAAGUGGCAAACCGUGAACUACGAGCUUGUGAAGUCCGGAAGAUCCGCUCGAUUAAAGAAUGUCGCUGAAUUUGUGCACAAACAAGCGUUUAGCGUUUGCGGAAUUUGCAAAUCAAGUAAGCCUCACAAACUCCAAUAAUGCCCUAUUAUCAAACAAUGCGAACACGUGGCAGUGCGAAGACAGUAUGCGGCAUCCUGUAGAUUUUGUUUUAAUUGUGGUCUUGAAAAGCCCGGACACGGUUCUGGCUCCCGUCCGGAACCCACCAGCACAUUCAGUAUGUUCCGGUCGAAACAUUCGUCCUCUGCACUCUGAAAGUAAUUAUGGUGGUCGCCGCUUCAUCCCACGGAAUAACAGAGAGUCUAAUGAUAAGUCUGACAAGCCAUUGGCGACGCCUAAAUCCCCAAACAGCGGAAGGGGAAAUGUCACUCCAACCGCGAGCGAAGACAAGUCUGACAAGUCUGUAAGAAAGGUACCAAUAUCGUCCGCGACUGUGCAAGCGAAAGUGCUGUUGAACGUUAUACCUGUUGUUGUUUCUGCUGAGAAUGGUAACACUGUAUCCACUUAUGCCUUCUUAGACAGUGGCUGCACUGACACCCUCGUUAAACAAGAUUUAGUUGAUCACCUUGGUAUUCAAGGAACACUCGUCCAAAUCGGAAUCAACACGAUCUCAAGUAAUGACAAUGUGGUAAAGUCGAAACGUGUGUCCUUUACCUUGACUUCGGUAGAUAGUUCCGGGGAGAGUAUUGACGUUUCGGAGGCGUAUGUCCUACCUAACCUCAACCAGUCGCGCUGUACUAGUCCGGAGCAGAUUGACACUAUUGAGUACCCGCACUUACGUGACAUGAAGUUCCCGGAGGUUGAGAUCAGGAGAGUCUCUAUACUUGUUGGAAACAAUAUUCCCUACGCACAUUUACAGAAGGAAGUUGGAGUCCCUGAAGAUAAGAAGAAAGGGCUCUAUAGCUGUCGUUAUCCCUUGGGCUGGUGCGUUUGUGGUCCUUGUGGUGUCAAUUGUCGCCAAGGGGUUUCAGGAAACUUUAUCUCGAUUGACCCUGAACCGCGUUUUCUCAUUGAAAAAUUUUGGAAUCUGGAGGAUUAUGGGGCAGUGA
Porites lobata is the source of this 2359-nucleotide messenger RNA. The record is from the annotation of a GenBank genome assembly. Lineage: Eukaryota; Metazoa; Cnidaria; Anthozoa; Scleractinia; Poritidae.